Molecule: messenger RNA, 4439 nt
Organism: Pelobates fuscus (common spadefoot toad)
Lineage: Eukaryota; Metazoa; Chordata; Amphibia; Anura; Pelobatidae
Product: ATP-dependent translocase ABCB1-like
Exons: 29
Coding region: 152-4114 (1320 amino acids)
Biological process (GO): transmembrane transport
Cellular component (GO): membrane
Molecular function (GO): ABC-type oligopeptide transporter activity; ATP hydrolysis activity; ATP binding
Source: RefSeq, a predicted model, not a curated record
GUCAGUCAACUUAUUCUUUCUACUGCUAUAUAAGCAGGCUACGCACUGUGUGAAGACAUUCUUGUGUAAAAAGAAAGAAACACAUCCAGCUCUUGAACGAACAACCCAACCUUUAUACUUAACAGGAGACUGGAGACCAUAACAUAACACGAUGGAAGAGUUUGACGACCCCAAAAAAUUGAAAUACAUAGAAGAGGUACAGCAAAAUGGACACAAUAAUCCAGCUUUUGAACACGAUGACAAAAAUGGCACACUUCAGAAUGAAAAGGUCACGAAGGAUAAAGGAAACACAGCCGUGGUUGGGUAUUUUGAGCUGUUCUGCUUUGCUGACAAGUGGGAUAUUCUCUUAAUGGUUCUUGGCCUUUUAUGUGCAUUGGCCUCUGGAACUGGACUCCCCAUCAUGAUUAUAGUGUUUGGAGAGAUGACAGAUGCCUUUGUUAAAAGUGGCAUUCCUGCAAAUGUUUCUCAGCUUAAUAUGACUAUGGCUACUUCUACUGACUGUUCUAAAGCAGGAGACAUUGACAUUGAGGCAGAGAUGACAAAGUAUUCAUAUUAUUACAUUGGCAUUGGUGCUGCUGUGUUUGUCUUGUCCGUUGGUCAAAUCUGGACAUUCUUGUUAUCGGCCACAAGACAGUCUCAUAGAAUCCGACAAAAGUUUUUCAAGGCUGUGCUUCACCAGGAGAUGUCAUGGUUCGACGCUAACCAGAUUGGAACAUUAAACAACAGACUGACAGAGGAUAUUAAUACUAUACACGAGGGGCUUGGCGACAAGAUUUGCAUAUUUGUGCAAUUCUUAGCAACUUUUUUAGCUGGAAUUAUAAUAGGGUUUGUGAAAGGCUGGAAACUUACACUGGUGAUCUUAUCAGUAAGUCCUCUUCUCGGAAUAUCUGCAAUGGUGUGGACUAAGUUACUUACCUCUUAUACAAUAAAAGAAUUAGCGGCUUACGCAAAAGCUGGUGCUGUGGCUGAAGAAAUCCUUACAGCCAUAAGAACUGUUGUGGCUUUCAAUGGACAAGAAAAAGCAUUGUCCAGAUACAAUACUAACCUAGUAGAUGCUAAAAAAGUUGGUAUAAGAAAGUCAAUAACAACAAAUACUUCGAUGGGACUCACACAGUUUUUCAUAUUUGGAGCGUAUGCACUGGCUUUUUGGUAUGGAACAAAACUGACCAUAGAAGAGCCGGAGAACUACUCAAUUGGCACAGUUUUAAUUGUAUUUUUCUCUGUUCUUAUUGGAACUUUUUCCCUCGGACAAGCUGCUCCAAAUGUUGAGAGCAUUUCAAAUGCUAGGGGCGCUGCCUACGAAGUAUACAAAAUCAUAAACCAGUAUCGUCCAAUUGACAGUAGCUCUGAAGAUGGCCACAAACCGGACCGGCUAAUUGGACAGAUUGAAUUUAAAAAUAUACAUUUUACCUACCCUAGCAGACCAGAAUCACAAAUUCUGAAAGGACUUAAUCUUAAAGUGGAAGCUGGAAAGACUAUUGCUCUUGUUGGAUCCAGUGGAUGCGGAAAGAGCACUACAAUUCAGUUACUGCAGAGAUUCUAUGAUCCACAAGUUGGGGAGGUCACUGUGGAUGGACAUGACAUCAGAACGCUCAACGUGAAAUGGUUACGAGAAAAUAUAGGUGUGGUGAGUCAGGAGCCCAUCCUGUUUGGAACAACUAUCAAAGAAAAUAUUCGCUAUGGAAGAGAAUGUGUUACAGACGAAGAAAUUAUACAAGCAACGAAAGAAGCAAACGCCUAUGACUUUAUAUCAAAACUUCCAGAUACGUUUGACACAAUGGUAGGUGAAAGAGGAGCCCAACUUAGUGGAGGCCAAAAACAGAGAAUAGCCAUUGCACGUGCCCUUGUACGGAACCCAAAAAUCCUUCUACUAGAUGAAGCAACAUCUGCUCUGGAUACACAAAGUGAAUCUGUUGUUCAGUCUGCUCUUGAUAAGGCAAGAGCUGGCCGCACCACAAUUGUAAUAGCUCAUCGGCUGUCGACCAUCAGAACAGCAGAUGUCAUUGCUGGUUUCCACAAUGGUGUUGUGGUAGAACAAGGAUCACAUGAAGAUCUCAUGAAUAAACAAGGAGUUUACUAUUCCCUUGUGAUGUUGCAGAAUCACGGGGAAAAAAAAGCAGAAGAAGUGGAAGAGGAGGAAUCGGAGGAGGAUACAGAUGGACAAGAGUUUGAGUAUGAUGAUGAAGAUGAUAACAAUGAUAAUCUACAGGAAGUCAUCUCACCAGAUUCUCCUGGAAAUGAGAUAGUACGAAGAGAAAGCUUACGUAGAUCAAGCAAAAGAAAAAGCAGAACUUCUUCAAAACGGAAAUCUAAAUCAAAACCCAGCGAUGGAAAACCAAAAGAGGUGGAAGAAGAUCUCCCUAAUGUUUCUUUGGGUCGAAUUUUGGCCUUGAAUUCUCCCGAGUUACCUUACAUCGUCUUUGGCAUUAUAGCCUCUGCAAUAUCUGGGGGAAUAUAUCCAACAUUCGCAGUGAUCUUUGGAAAAGUUAUUGGGGCUUUUAGUGAACAAGACUUGAAUAAAAAGAGUCAACAAACCAUAUUACUAUCUCUGAUGUUUCUUGCCCUGGGAGUUAUAAGUCUUAUUGUGCACAUCGUAAUGGGCUUUACUUUUGGUAUUUCUGGAGAAAAUCUGACCAUGAGAUUGAGAAAUCUAUCAUUUAAGGCACUUCUACGACAGGAAAUUGGGUUCUUUGAUGAUCAUUCAAAUGCAGUUGGUGUCUUACUCACAAGGCUUGCCACAGAUGCCUCUCAGGUCAAAGGGGCUACCGGCAGCCGCAUGGGAUUGAUCACGAUGACAAUUUGCACUCUGCUGGCCGCCAUCAUAAUUGCAUUCGUUUAUGGUUGGCAAUUAACACUUCUUAUUUUGGCCUGCAUACCUUUUCUCAUUGGUGCAAAUUUUAUUAGGAUGAAAUCUAUGGCUGGUCACGCAUCAAAGGAUCAAAAAGCCUUAGAGGAAGCUGGAAGAAUUUCAACUGAGGCUGUUGAAAAUAUAAGAACAGUUGUCUCACUCACAAGAGAGCCAACCUUUUAUGAAAAAUACAAUUCAAGUCUGGAAGGACCCUACAAAGAUUCCAUUAACAAAGCUGUCAUUUACGGACUAACAUACGCAGUUUCUCAGUCAAUGAACUACUUUGUCAAUGCGGCUGUCUUCCGGUUCGGUGCUUGGUUGAUUGCUCAUUGCUACAUGCAGUUUGAGAAUGUGUUCAUAGUAUUCUCGACAAUUAUUUUUGCGGCUAUGAAUGUUGGACAGUCUUCUUCUCUGGCACCGGAUUUUGGAAAAGCAAGAGUGAGCUCCCAACGCAUCAUGAAGCUGUUAGACAGAAAACCACUUAUUGACAGCUACAGCGAGGAAGGGGAUAGCCUGAGUUCAUUUGAAGGAAACAUCGAAUUCAAGGAUGUCAAAUUUAUAUAUCCAACAAGACCGAAAGUUAUGGUGCUUCAGGGUCUGAAUGUUAAAGUUUCUAAAGGGCAGACGCUCGCUUUGGUUGGAAGCAGUGGUUGUGGAAAAAGCACUUCUGUUCAGUUACUUGAGAGAUUUUACGACCCAAUAGAUGGACAAGUGAUUGCAGAUGGCUUUGAUACUAAAUCUUUAAAUUUGAAGUGGCUGAGGUCUCAGAUGGGAAUUGUGUCACAGGAGCCCAUGCUCUUUGACUGUAGUAUCGCAGAAAAUAUUCAAUAUGGUAUCCUUGGAAAAGACGCGACCCAGGAGGAAAUUGAAGAAGCCGCAAGAGCUGCAAACAUCCAUACUUUCAUUGAAAAUUUACCUGAUGGAUACAACACACGUGUUGGUGAUAAAGGUGCUCAGCUUUCAGGAGGACAGAAGCAACGUAUUGCAAUUGCACGUGCGCUAAUUCGAAAGCCAAAAGUACUCCUUUUAGAUGAAGCUACUUCCGCCCUAGACACCGAAAGUGAAAAGAUUGUGCAACAAGCACUGGAUGAUGCUAGACAGGGUAGAACUUGUGUAGUUAUUGCGCAUCGACUCUCGACAGUACAGAAUGCAGACAUCAUUGCAGUGAUACAGAAUGGAAGAGUAAUUGAACAAGGAACACACUUCCAACUUCUGUCAAAACAAGGAGCAUAUUAUGCACUUGUCAAUUCACAAGUCCAACACUGACAAAGACUAGUACUUUUGCAAUAACAAAACCAGCUUUUCUGUUGGUGAUAUGAAUUCCUAACCUGAUUAGACUCUUCAGAUGUUCAGGUUCCCUACCAAAGACCUCUGUGAGACUAACCCUCUUGGAGACCACUCUAAGGAUUUAAUAUGGUAGCUAUAGUCCUGCUGUCUAACAGCAGAGCUGCAUUUGCAUAUGGCACUUCCUAUUGUCCCACUUUAUGAAGACACAAGGACUUUCAAAGACUAAAACAUGUGGUUUGAAAACAUCAGCAGCCCAUUUCAAACUUUAUGGCCAGUGACUCCUUUCUAGUGUGACAAUUGUUCA